This is a messenger RNA of Achroia grisella, 3273 nucleotides long. RefSeq names its product nucleolar protein 6 (gene Mat89Ba). Gene Ontology annotation, biological process: rRNA processing; tRNA export from nucleus. The transcript is spliced from 13 exons. NCBI's taxonomy places the organism in Eukaryota, Metazoa, Arthropoda, Insecta, Lepidoptera, Pyralidae. Gene Ontology annotation, cellular component: small-subunit processome; UTP-C complex; CURI complex. The record is from RefSeq and is a predicted model, not a curated record. The coding region runs from base 30 to 3200 and encodes 1056 amino acids.
UAAGUCAUGAAAACAAUACAUUAGUGAAAAUGGUGAAAAGAAAAAUAGAUAGUAUUAUAUCUGAAGACAACGACACUAAAAAUCUUGCUGAAAAUGGAGAUAAACAAGCAAAUGAACCUAACAAAGACGGCAAGAAACGCAUAAAAAAUUUGUAUCGACAACCGACCGUGAACGAAUUAAACAGGUUACAAGAAACCGAGAACUUAUUUAACUCUAAUCUGUUCCGUUUACAAGUCGAAGAGAUACUAGAAGAGGUGAAAGUUAAAGAAAAGGUCGAAAAGAAGCUGCAGCUAUGGUUAGUCGACUUGAAAACUCAUUUGCAGUCUAUAGGAGAAGAUAACAAAGAGUAUGAUCUUAGUGAACAAAUUCUAGAGAAGCAUCUUAAGGUAAAAUUGCCGAUAAGUAAUAAAUUGAAGAAGACUAAAUGCAUGUUUAAGUUCCACAAGUUCACCGACAUUGAAAUUGUAGGUUCAUAUGGUUUAAAGUGUCCAAUAAACUCAAAACUCAGAGUCGACAUACAGAUCACAGUGCCAGCUGUUACAUAUACUAAAAAUGACUCUAUAAACUACAGAUAUCAUAAGAAAAGAGCUGCAUAUCUAGCUGUUAUUGCUUCACAUUUGAAAAAUGCUAAUAUCAUUGAGGAAUUGAAGUAUUCCUGGCCGAACGGUUGCGAAACUAAACCUGUAUUGGAUUUUAAACCGGCAGGGAAGCUUGGAAACUUUGUAGCUGUACGUAUCGACUUAAUUUGUGAACCAGAAGCAUAUAAAUUACAUCGAUUUAGUCCAUCUCGUAAUAAUUUGAGGGAAACGUGGUUAUUAGAAGCAGAUAAUGCAGAGAGUAAUGUAGAGGUGGGACCUCCAAGUCCCUAUUACAACAGCAGUGUGUUAACAGAUCUGACGGCAUCAGAAAAUGAGAACUAUUUAAGAGAAGUAUUAUUGAAGAGUGAAAACCUGAAGCAGGCAGUUGUUUUAUUAAAGAUUUGGUUAAGGCAAAGGAAAUUGCAAGUGUCAGGCCAUAUUGUUAGUAUGAUUGUUGCAUAUUUGGUGCAAACAAAGAGAAUUAACAAUAUUAUGAGUAGCUAUCAGAUUAUAAGGAAUGUAUGGAUUGCUCUAAGAACAUCAGAAUGGGACACAAAAGGGAUAUCUCUCCACAAAGGAGACAACACACCGCAACUGGAAGAAUUCCUACAACAUUUUCCUGUGGUAUUUCUGGACAAGACUGGCUGCUACAAUGUCUGUUGGCAGAUGUGUAAGGGCACUUAUGAUGCGUUGAAGAGGGAGUGUGCUAUAUCUGUUGAAAUGCUGGAUAACGGGAAGAUUAAUAGUUUCAUACCUAUUUUCAUGACUCCCAUCCGGCCUCUGCUACAAUUUGAUCAUAUACUGAGGUUCAAAAAUUUCAGUAAUAUUAAGCAAUCGGUGAUAGCUACAGUGCCCACACAGUCUCGUGUUAACUAUGGUUUAGACGAACGCACUCUCGUCAUAGACACCCUUCACGCUCUUUUAACCAAAGGGUUAGGGAACAGGGUGAAUGUGAUACUGCAGUUGGUAGAUGCUGACUUGUCAUGGCCCGUUAAAAUUAAACCCGAGAAGGCAAAGAAAGAUAAUGCAGAGAGCAUAUCUUUUGGUAUUAUCCUGAACCCUGACACCUGUUUCAAUGCAGUAGAGAAAGGGCCACCAGCCAAUUUACCAGAAGCAGAAGAAUUUAGAGCGUUCUGGGGUGACAAAUCUGAGCUGCGUCGGUUUCAAGACGGGUCCAUCACGGAGACGUGCGUGUGGGAGGCGGACAGCAACAUCGAACAGCGCGGCAUCACGCGCCAAAUCAUUGAUUACCUAUUGAAACUUAAAUACCGCAUAUCAUCAGUAUUCAGCUACUCGGAACCUAUGCCACCUCUGGCCCUACGUCCGCAGAACAAGCCCUGGCAGAAGGGCAACUGUUGCCUUAUCAAGAAUUCAGAAAGAGCCACCUCUAUGCCUCAAUACACGCCUGUGUCUAAAGUUAUUAUUGAACUAGGGCACAGCGGAAAAUGGCCAGGCGAUAUAGAAGCAUUCCGCUGCCUGAAAGCAGCAUUUCAUCUGCAAAUAGCCGAGCGUCUCAACAAACAAUUCGAAAUCCCCACGCAAGCCUAUCCGACACACUUCGACGUGCUCAAAGACGGUCUAGUAUUCCGGCUCGCAAUCGCUCACCCUAAAGAGAUCACGUUGAUACGCAGACAGACAGACAAUGGUGUGGUGAAGUUUGUAGAGAGCGAGGAAAGCAUUGAGUUGCAUUAUGAUACUGUGGUACUGCCGAGGCUGAGGGGCGCUUUACACGGAUUGCACCAAAAGCAACCGUCGUUCGGUCCAGCAGCGUGCCUACUCAGGCGCUGGUUCUGUUCCCAGCUGCUAGGCUCCGCUAUGCCGGAAGUGACGGCCGAGCUGGUGGUAGCGGCGGCUAGCAUGCGGCCUUCACCGUUACCACCUACCAUCAGUCCUGUGGCACUAUUCGCUCGCGCCCUGACUCUGCUCGUAGAAACCGACUGGUCGCAAGAGGUCGUGACUCUAGACUUUAAUGAUGAUUUCACGGCGGAAGAAAUCUCCACCUUGGAGCGGCAGUUCUCAUCCCGCGAGGAUAAAACCCCGCGGAUGUACAUCGUGACGCCGUACGACGGUGAGCUGCCGUCAGCGUGGAGUCGACACUCUCCGACCCCGCAGGUGCUGGUCAGGGUCCAAACCUUGGCGAAGAGCGCACUCCAGUACCUCAGCAGUUCCCUGCUUGAGGACAUGAAGGAAAAUAUACUGCCUGUAUUUGUGCCAUCGCUUUCCGGAUAUGACGUCAUAAUUCACCUCGAAGCCGCAUUGGUCCCGUAUUACGGCGAGCGGCUCGACCAGACUCCCCGGCAGAGGGCGCCACCCGCAUCGGUAAUCGAUGACGUCAUACCCGUGGUGGAGUUCCAUCCGGUCAUGAGAUACUUGGAGGAAUUGCGAAGUGCAUAUAAUGAGUACGCCAUGUUUUUCCACGAUGCGUACGGUGGCGAUGUAAUCGCUGUAUUGUGGAAACCAGACGUCGCCGAAACCAGGGAUUUACAGAUACUGAACGCAAAUGCUUUAAGACCAGUGGUGGUGGAUGGAGAGACAAAGUACAAGAUAAACACACAGGCAAUAAUAGAAGACUUUAAACAUAUAGGGCAGGGUCUCGUCACACAUGUUACUGUUAAUACAUAAAUAAAUAUGUAUAAUAUAUGUUAAAUAUGUUUGAUUUAAUUAUUAAUCUCCAUUUAUCUCGGAUAAUUAAAUG